AGCAUUCUAGGUGCAUACUAUGUAUGUUGUUGACCCUGGGGAAUCGUCUCCAGGUACUUCCUGGAAGCUUUAAAAUGUCCGUACAGAAAACUGAUACAAUGUUCCUCUCACCUCUGCCCACGCUAUCAAACUGAAGAUGAAUUUUGUAUCGACAACCACUAAUCCGAAAAAACCCCAGUGCUAUAGCAGUCAGCUCAAGCCCUUUUACCACGGAACAGCAUCGCGAUACACUAGCCCCUCUAGCGGAAAAUGCAAGCGCCUAGUUGUGCAGUCCGUGAAUCCCAGCUUGGCAAGUGAUUGGAACGAGGACGACGUUCGAUCGAACGCGCCACUAUCCACUCAGCUUGCUGGUCGGUUGACCAGGAUGAUGUUCAACCCGUCCAACGAAACAUUUUUGUGGUUGUUCAUCUGGCUCUUCUAUAUCAUCACACUGUUGUCUCCAUCCAGGGGGCCUGCGUUCAGCCAUUACUACAAGCCGUAUUUGAUGCGGUUUGUUGGCCAACUGUGGACUGCACGCUCACCAAGGGAAUACUCUCUACGGGCACGAGCAGCAGAUGAAGAUGAUGGACGCGUCCGGCGUGUUACCCACGCCCUCUACCCCCGCUUCCUCGUUGUAUAUGAUGAAAACAGAAGAGAUUGGUCAAGAAUCGAUGCCGAGGCAGUAGUGAGGCGAAAAUCAUAUGUCGCUGUCACCUACUGCUAUGACGAUGUGAUAAAUUCUGGAAGCAUGGAGGCGCUCAUAGAGCGGGUGCGGAAUGCUACCUUGGAUCAAGGUUUUAACGCGUACUGGCUAGAUCUCGAGUGCUUAUUCGAGGAUCCCGUGCAAAAGGCCCAAGACCUUUAUCGCAUGUCAGAUGUCUACCGACUCGCCUCCUUCACACUCAUCAUACUCUCCGACGAGAGCGCUUGGCCCGCUUGGGGCGCCCGCGUUUGGACCCUGCCGGAAGCUCUCCUCAGUCGCGAGCUGCGAUACCUGGCUGGAAACAGCGCAGUCACCCCCAUCAGUCUCAUCCAAAUCGCCUCUUUAGCUUACUCGCACCACGAUGAAGAAUCCCAUAUUAUCAACUCUUAUGCCCUCGGGAAGGAUCCGCUCGAGAGGUUAGAGCGCAAUCUCCAACUAAAAGAAGCAAUAUGGCGCCGACAAAGCUCCUCCUCUCAACUUACGAGUGAGGAGGGAAGUUCUCAGGGGAGAUAUCGCGCAGAAAAGGUCUACGCGCUCAUGGGAUUUUUCGAGCAUCGCAUUCUCCCAAAUGCCGAGGAGACAGAGUUGCAAGCGCUUGCGCGCUUGUUUAUGGCGAAUGACAACGACCGCAUUGCUGAUCGCAUGAUCUCGAUGUUCCCCAGAGAUCGAAGAGGUAUAGAUCAAUGGUACACCAAAGAAGACGAAUAUGGUGCCAAGCUUUGGGACAUCGAGCCCGCUGUACAGGUCAUCGGGAUUACAUCCAAUGGUUCCCUUGUGUUGGAUGGCUGCCGGGCGGCAGCGAUUAGGUGGAAGAAUUUUCCGUCCGUCGCAUUUGCUACGAGGCGUUCUAUCCGACGUAUUGUGGCACAUGCAUUGCCAUUCGUGACCUUGAUCCUCUUUUUCACGAGUUGCACCAUGAUUUCUAUCGGAAACCAGACCGCCUCUACUAGCGCAUAUGGAACUUCCUCGGGAACUUCACCCCUAGUUGCAGGCGGCGGCGUCCUGCUUGCUUUCUCACUUAUUCUGCUGAUAUUUGCGCCAAUCUUCACUACUUAUGCACACUCUGGACGAGUCGUCCUUGCUCGUCCAUGGCUAAUCGGAGUCAAAGGAGUCGUCUCUGCGCAGGAAGCCUCCGAAUAUCUCUAUGGACGUCAGAUUGGGGAUGUUCGUCGCACCCUUUACACUCCUUCAGGUUCACCUUUGGCGAGACCAAGAGAAGGUGAUUCCAAGUUCCGCGAGGGCCACGUUUCGCAGUACAAUGAGGCCCUCGCAGCCCCACCAUUUGACCCUAUUGAAGGCCACAUGUUCACCCUCGUCGACACCAUCUCAGGUACGAUCUACUAUUUCCGUGCGCACAGGCCUCCUACGGUCUGUCUUUUUACUGGAUCAGAGGGUGGACAAGGGAGGUUUGUCCUGGCCAGCGAGGAAUGCAGCAAUAGCGAGCUGCGACGUGAGACGGUGCUCCGCAUGCCGAGUUUCAUCUCUGCUUACAUGCACACUUCUGAUUGGGUUGCUCUGGGUGGUAAGCCUUAA
Messenger RNA from Suillus subalutaceus, 2215 nucleotides. RefSeq lists its product as uncharacterized. The record is from RefSeq and is a predicted model, not a curated record. The coding region runs from base 137 to 2215 and encodes 692 amino acids. NCBI's taxonomy places the organism in Eukaryota, Fungi, Basidiomycota, Agaricomycetes, Boletales, Suillaceae. The transcript has 2 exons.